GGUUUUAUUUCUUUCGUUUGUCUUUUUCAUUUUUCCUUUUUUUUUAUUUUUUUUAUUUUUUUUAAUUCAUUCGGGGAGAAAUCUGUGGCGACACCUGAUCGACUGGCUUCUCCGCGCGCAUCGACCCAGGAGCUCCAGGCGAAUCGGAGGGGGUGGAAGAAAGCAGAUACACAGUCAAUGCUCGGCCUCUGCUUUUGAUUUUGUUUGUGCGCGUGCUUCAUCUUGUGUGUGUUGGGGGUUUGUAGCCCAGCAAAGCCAUGGUCCACUGCGCCGGCUGUGAGAGGCCUAUACUGGACCGCUUCCUGCUCAACGUGUUGGACAGAGCCUGGCACGUGAAGUGCGUGCAGUGCUGCGAGUGCAAAUGCAAUUUAACGGAGAAAUGUUUCUCUCGAGAAGGAAGACUGUACUGCAAAAAUGAUUUUUUUAGGCGGUUCGGAACCAAAUGUGGCGGCUGUUCGCAGGGAAUCUCUCCUAACGACCUGGUCCGGAGGGCCCGGAGCAAAGUCUUUCACCUGAACUGCUUCACCUGCAUGAUGUGCAACAAGCAGCUGUCCACCGGAGAGGAGCUCUACAUCAUAGACGAGAACAAAUUCGUCUGCAAAGACGAUUAUCUGAGCAACAGCAGUGUGAAAGACACCAACCUCCUCUCAGUAACCGCGUGCAGCGACCCGAGUUUAUCGCCCGACUCCCAAGACCAGCUCCAGGACGAUGUGGUCCUGAAGGACACGGAGAUCGCCGCCCUGUCCGACAAGGAGACGGUGAACAACGAAAACGACGACCAGAACCUGGGGGGGAAGCGGCGCGGCCCGCGCACCACCAUCAAGGCCAAGCAGUUGGAGACGCUGAAGGCGGCGUUCGCUGCCACCCCGAAGCCCACCAGACACAUCCGGGAGCAGCUGGCUCAGGAGACCGGACUCAACAUGCGGGUCAUCCAGGUCUGGUUCCAGAACCGACGGUCCAAAGAGAGGCGCAUGAAGCAGCUGAGCGCGCUGGGCGCCCGGAGGCACGCGUUUUUCCGGAGCCCGAGGCGGAUGAGGACGUUGGUGGACCGGUUGGAGCCCGGGGAGCUCAUCCCGAACGGGCCCUUCUCCUACUACGGAGAUUAUCAAAGCGAGUACUACGGCCCUGGAGGGAAUUAUGACUUUUUCCCUCAGGGGCCUCCAUCAUCGCAGGCCCAGACCCCAGUGGAUCUCCCCUUUGUGCCCUCUUCUGGCCCCACGGGAACCCCCCUUGGAGGUAUGGACCACCCCCUGCCGGGCCACCACCCCUCCAGUGAGGUACAGCGCUUCUCUGAUAUCAUGUCCCACCACCCAGGGGACUCUCCCAGCCCGGAGCCUGGCAUCCCGGGGCCCUUGCACAGCAUCUCCUCUGAAGUGUUCGGUCCUAGCCCACCCUUUACCUCACUGUCACUGAAUGGCAGCGGAUACAACAACCACCUGUCCCACCAACCCUCAGAGAUGAACGAGGGCACCGUGUGGUAGCUUCCUGACAGGGCGGACUUUACUGGCCAGAGGAAUGGAGGAUGGCGAGGUUUGGUGGGGUCUGGGACGGGGGCCCAGGACAGGGGGAAGGAAAUCAACAGGGUUAGGACGACAUUAACAUAUUUAUUUAUUUAUUUUCAUUGUUGAAUUUUCUUUAUUUAUCUUUUUUUAUGCCUAUCUGGCAUAAAAAGUGAUGCCCAAAAACAUUGUCUUCAGUAUUGUUGUGUGUGUGUGGGUGUUUUCAUUGCUUCUUUCAAUUUCUCGCCCACAUCACAUCCCUAACUGGACUUUAAAAAAGCAGAAACAAAGGGGGAAAUGAGAGAGACUGCUAAACUGCUCCCAUUCACCCUUAAUUUGUCAUCCCUGCUGAUUCCUGUUAGUGGCCCAACACAGUCACUAAACCCCGCACCCUUUCUGGAAACUCCUAUAGUACGUCCCAAACAUGAAAACAUCAUUUGCUACUGUCAAAAACUCCAAAAGCUUUACAGAGAGAAUAAAGAGGCUGAGAGUUGGCAGAGGCACCAGACGUGUCCCCGUUUUUCCACAAGCUCCUCAGACCUCUUCGCCUAUCGAGGCUCUGCCAUAUUGACACUUAACCUUUUUCACACGUUGUUCCUGUCGGCCAGAGGAAGGGACAGUUUUAAUCUCCAUGUGGACUAUUUGUUUUUGGUUUCAGAAGUUCCACCAAACCUGAGGAAGGCUGCCUUCAAAAGGCAAACCAGUAAAAACCCUUUGUGGAUUGCAAACCCUUUAUUAAAAAUGGAAAUGAACUUGAAACACUGAAAUGAAGUCUACCUUCUAAAAAUCUCCUACCGGGGUUCUGGGACUUAAAACAGUCAACUGUUUACGUAACCUAUUUAAUUCAGGAGUCCAGAAGUCUCGAACAAAAACCUGUUUUAGAACCUCUUGAUCCACAUGAAAAUGUUCCAAGCAACCAACCAAACUUUUGUAUCGAUUUCAUUUAUAUUGUAUGGAGAUAAAGAACACAUUUGCUGGGGUUGUGGUUCACUGUGCUAGUUUGUACAAGAUGUUGUUUACAGAAAAGGUAAAAAAAUAAAAUAAAAACACAAGUAGACAUUUGCCAAAUUUAAAAAUAUAGCACAAAUACUGUAACAGUGCUUUGCACCAUCAUCACAGUAUGUGUGGAGACAAACUAUAAUUGUUUAAAGGAGUAAUUGACUUCUAAUUUUUUUAUUUGUCUGCUGACGAUACAUUCAUAAAAUUGUUAAUAUAACAUACUUAGGUUUUAUUUUUGUGUCUUCAAAGAAGAAAAAUCCAAACUAUUAAAACUGAUGGUCAAAUAUGCAGCUGUUUGCUGCUGCAUCUCUUUGAAUAUCAAGCCCUCAUGGUAUGUCUUUUAUUGUUCCAAUAAACCUAAGCUCAUGUGACCUCCAGUGCAUAUUAGACCAUUCACUGUAUAAAUUCAACAUGUUGACAAAAAUGUGUUUCUAAAUAAACUAGAAAACAUU
Molecule: messenger RNA, 2950 nt
Organism: Melanotaenia boesemani (Boeseman's rainbowfish)
Lineage: Eukaryota; Metazoa; Chordata; Actinopteri; Atheriniformes; Melanotaeniidae
Gene: lhx1a
Product: LIM homeobox 1a
Exons: 5
Coding region: 258-1481 (407 amino acids)
Biological process (GO): regulation of transcription by RNA polymerase II; neuron differentiation
Cellular component (GO): nucleus
Molecular function (GO): RNA polymerase II transcription regulatory region sequence-specific DNA binding; DNA-binding transcription factor activity, RNA polymerase II-specific
Source: RefSeq, a predicted model, not a curated record